Molecule: messenger RNA, 3901 nt
Organism: Cololabis saira (Pacific saury)
Lineage: Eukaryota; Metazoa; Chordata; Actinopteri; Beloniformes; Belonidae
Gene: tafazzin
Product: tafazzin, phospholipid-lysophospholipid transacylase
Exons: 11
Coding region: 404-1192 (262 amino acids)
Biological process (GO): cardiolipin acyl-chain remodeling; inner mitochondrial membrane organization
Cellular component (GO): mitochondrial membrane
Molecular function (GO): 1-acylglycerophosphocholine O-acyltransferase activity
Source: RefSeq, a predicted model, not a curated record
UACUUUAAUAACGGUUUGAUCUUCUUCUUAUUCACUUUCAAAGAGCUAUAUAACCUAUAAAUGUACGUACCGGAGCGGGUGGAGGUUCAUGUCUGCUAGUUUGACACGUCUCAGGACCGUCUGUCAUUGGUUAAUGUACAGACAUAAUGUGUAACUUUAGACAAACAUGGAAAGUAACCCUUUCAGUUGUCGUUUUAUUAACUUGGUUUUGCGUCUAAAAGCGGGGUUUAUCGGCAAACUGGACGUGUGCUUUGUUGGCCGUAGUUGGUUAACAUGAGUGGUCAUUUAAAAACAAGUCAUCAUUUUGACCGUAGACGUUGAAGAAACCCGAGUUUUUACAAGAAAUGGUGUAACUUUUGACAGAGGUUAUUGUGUGUGGAUGUAGCACCACUGGAGAGUUGGGAUGCCCCUGGAGGUCAAAUGGCCAUUCCCACAAUGCCCUGCCCUGUCAUGGAGAAUCUCAAGCUCACUUAUUAUGGGCAUGGUGGGGUCCUAUUCCUACUUUUGGACCAAGUACAUGAACUACCUGACUGUCCACAACCAGGAGGUUUUGUUGAACCUGAUUGACCAGAGACCCUCUGACACGCCCCUCAUCACUCUGUCCAAUCACCAGUCCUGCAUGGAUGACCCACAUGUGUGGGGUGUACUGAAGCUCAGACAGCUAUGGACUUUCAACAAGAUGCGGUGGACCCCAGCGGCAUCUGACAUCUGCUUCACGAAGGACAUUCACUCCAGGUUCUUCAGCCGUGGGAAGUGUGUUCCUGUCUGCAGAGGCGAUGGUGUUUACCAGAAAGGUAUGGACUUUAUUCUGGAGAGGCUGAAUAAAGGAGAAUGGGUGCACAUUUUUCCAGAAGGCAAAGUCAACAUGACUGAGGAAUUCAUCCGUUUAAAAUGGGGCGUGGGUCGGCUAAUAGCAGAGUGCUCCCUUAACCCCAUCAUCUUGCCCCUCUGGCAUGUGGGUUUGACUGACGUUCUGCCAAACGUAAAGCCCUACAUUCCUCGGAUCGGCAACAGAAUCACAGUCCUGGUGGGGAAACCAUUCAGCGUCAAAGAACUUGUGGAAACCCUUCGAGCUGAAAACAGGAGCCAGAUGGAGAUGAGGAAGACCUUGACUGAUUUCAUCCAGGAGGAGUUUUACAACCUGAAAGCCCAGGCGGAGGAACUCCACACGCAGAUCGACACCAGAUCCUGAGACGCAGCCUUCCUGUUUCUGCCUGCAAAUACUUCUCACAACCACUAGGACCGAGGCCACUUUACCCUUAAACCGGGUAUAAUCCUGAAAUAUUCUUCCUCAUCCGUCGUCUGAUCUGGUUUGAAUACUCAAAACAUCCAGCCUGCUCAAGAUUCACAUGAUUUUGGUUUAUUUUGGUUUGUGUGCUGUGCUCUGAACAGAAUGACGGUCAUUAAUGGUUAUUUCUGGAAUUUUGGAUCCUACACAAACUACUUUGUGAUUCAGCCAUUUUUUUAAAAACAAAUUGUGUUUUUAAGUAUUUGAGCAUAUUUAGUUUCAGUGAUAAACCACGACAAGCAGCACUGUAGGUGGAUGGGAGAUUAAAUACUUUGAAAGUACUUCAGCAGCAGGUUAGUGAUUCUCAAUGUUACCCAUGUCAAUGUUUACUUCGGCUAUUACCUCACUGGAAUCUUGGGAAUUACAUAAAUUUUGUAUGAAUCAUUGCUUCACCGUUCAAGCUCAAUGCCAAUGUUCAGUGCCUCAGUAGGACCUGUUAAGUUCUUUAUGUUUGGGUGUAGAGGUUCAGAGAGUGGAGAAUAUGAUCUUUAGCCACAUUUAAAGUUAUAAUCCUCAAGAUUUCAGUCGUCCUUUUUUAUACACACUUGCAGUUAGUGAAGAUAACGGCCCAUGAGUGCACUGCACAGAUUUGAAAACUCUUUGUUAAGCAGGUACAAUGGUUGUGUUGAAAAAAAAUGGAGGAGAAACUCGUCUAUGAAGAUGCGAGAAAGUCAGAUGAAAUAACCGAUUUCAUGCUGCAGAAGCAGUUUUUUUAAAAAGCAGCAUGACGCAGUGAAAGACGUUUGCAGGGGAGUUGGAGCUGUGAAACUUUAUCUGACAGCUCACGCUCACUUAUUUGGAAAAAAUAUAAACAAUAGCUAUGAAUCACUUUGUUUCGCAGACGCUUUUUUGAAUAUCUUGAUCUGCAGAUAGAUUAAUAAAAAGUUACACCUGAUUACAUACUACAUUUAUUGUUUCUUUUUAUGUGCAGAAAUGUCAUUUAAUUUCAGUUUGGAAACAGUAAAGUCCCAAACUAAAUGAAUAGAAAAACACGAUUUGUGAUUAUUGCCGGAAAUUAAUAGUUUUCUUCUAUUUGAUUUUGUAAAAAUCUUAAGGAUUAUAACCUUAACUGUUACGGCCACAAAGUUUUCCAAGCGAGAACAAAAGAAGACGUGGUUAUAAAAAUAAUCGUUUUAAUAAUAGUUUUGCAGAAUCUUGCAUUAUUGAUCUUUUUUAGGUGACACAGUUACACCAACCACCUCCCCCGUUUUCAGCAGGACUGUACACCAAGCUGCUCCCCAUUGAAUUACUACAUGUUAGUAUGUUUUGACAUUGUGCUGCACUGUCAUUUUUGUACUCUUCACCAGAACAAAGAGGACAUAAUUGUUCUAGUAAUAAAAUGGUUUUUGUUUCACCUUUAAUGUGCAGGCCUUGUAUCCUGCUCUUUUGGUGGAAUCUCUUUUAUUUUCUGUUGUAACUAAAGCUUCUUUUCACAGACAAUGAUGCUCUUUUUCAGGCUGGGGUCCUUCUUGUGAAUGCUAACUCUUUAUCUGGAGCGUCUGAACCUUUUCUUGGAUCCCUCUCAGGUUGUUCCACCUCUUCCUGUGUAUCUGUAGUGUCCACCUUCUUGUUAUUCCCCCUUUUAGCUCAGGCACACCAGCUGUUGCCGCUUAACAGAAAAUGCAGCUGCUUCUAAUGAAGUUGCUGUUUGCAGGGCCUCAACUUCGUUAUAAUCAUGAGGGGGCCAAACCCCCCCGAAAAAAAUGUAUGUGUGCACUUUUCCUCCACACAGACUGGAACUUGUAAAGGAAGAGUGUGCAGUGAUAAAUGUGCAAUGAUUCAGUCCUGAUUUUUCAUUUAUCAGUUUUGCUAAAGGAGAUUUUUUUCUGAUUUUGCUUAGUUCUAUUAUCUAAAAAAUAAUUCAUGAAUGCAUAAAUUAUAGUAGGUUGCUUAUAUAAAAUUGCUGUGCUUAAAGGCUUCUUUAUUUUAUUUUUCCCAUUCAACAGCUUUUUUUAUGUUUGUGAUUCCAGAACUGAGAAACCAAAUGAAACUGAUGAUUUUCUGUCCUCUACUACGGUUCAUUUCAGUAGUAUUUUAUUAAUUUAUUGAUGAGUCUCUCGGCUUCACAUUUGAGAAAACUGUGUUUGUAAUCUUAUUAUUCUGGUUAUUUAGUCGUGGCGCAAACACCGGUUCAAUUCAUGGCUAAAAUCUGGGUGCAAACCAGUCGUGCAUGUUUAUAACGUUUUACAUUUAUUUAGAUUUAUUGAAGAUGAUGCCUGAGCACAGCUUCUCCAAUCAGGAGAAGAGUGUGUGUAUGAACAUUUCUCGCUUAUGUGCAUUCACAUUUUUUUUAUAUGAAACCACAUGUACAUCUGGCCACUGACUGAUGUGAAUCUUGGCCAUGCUUAAUCAGCGUUUGGUCCGGCACUUAAGAUUGUUAAAUUAUCCUUUAAAGUGUAGUUUGUUUGUUUUUUAGCUUUUUGGGGGGGUUCCUCUCCUUACCCUUGUAUGAAUUCAAUCACAACAGAGGAGGGGACAUCUUUUAUCUCUGGGUGGAGUGGUUUUGUAAAGGAGAAGAACCUCUGUGGUUAUUUUAUAAUGUAUUGCCUUACCCUGAUUGCCACACUUUCCUUCUGUAUUUGAAUGCCAAUAAAAUAUCUGACUUUUCACAAA